AUGGAAGAGCUUGGCGUCAUCAAGAAGGUUGAACACGCUACGGAAUGGUGUGCGCCAAUGGUCGUCGUCAGAAAAAAGAACGGAAGCCUGCGCAUUUGCGUAGAUUACGGCGAACUAAACGCACAGGUUGUCCGCGAGCGCAUCUUUAUGCCGACGGUUGAAGAGAAUCUCAACAAGGUCACACAGGCAAAAGUUUUCAGCAAGCUCGACUGCAACGCUGGCUACUGGCAAGCGCCUCUCUCCCCAGAAAGCUGCGAACUGACGACGUUUAUAACGCCACUAGGAAGAUACCAGUUUUUGCGUCUUCCAUUUGGAAUUGCUACUGCCCCUGAGUUUUUCCAACGCGAGAUGCUCCGGAUCCUGCAAGGACUCGAAGGCACAGUGUGCCACAUGGACGACGUUCUGAUAUUCGGGCGGAACGAAGACGAGCACGAUAAGCGACUGCACGCUGUGCUACACCCGGACAAGACCGAAGCCAUUCGGAAGAUGCCAGCACCGCAGUCGGUUAGCGAGCUGCGCUCAUUUUUCGGCAUGCUCAACCACCUUGCAAAGUUUCUUCCUCAAGUGGCCGAAAAGACGAAAGCCCUCCGCGAUCUUCUGGCGUCAGAUGCUGCGUGGUACUGGGGCCCUCAGCAACAGGAAGCUUUCGAGAAGAUAAAAGAAGAGCUCGCGAGCACCCUUGUUCUCACGUACUACUCCCGAUUGCGGCCACAUACGCUGUCAGUAGACGCGUCGUCGUAUGGUCUCGGAGCGGUACUCCUACAGGACGCGUCGGAUGGCGAACGUCAUCCAGUUGCGUACGCUUCCAGAGCACUGACUACGACUGAGCAGCGUUACGCGCAAGUGGAAAAUGAGGCCUUGGCGGUAACGUGGGAGUGUGAGAAAUUUCGUAUGUACGUGCUGGGCCUCCCUUUUCAAGUACAAACGGACCACAAGCCUCUAGUACCGAUCCUGACUUCUAAGAGGCUAGGUGACCUCACUCCUCGUCUGCAAAGACUGCGAAUGCGUACCUUGGAGUACGACUUCUCAGUCACAUAUGUACCCGGCAAGGAGUUGUACACUGCCGACGUGUUUUCCAGAAAUCCGGUUCCUGACGUCAACGGCAAUAAUGACAUGUUGGAGUCGGCUGUCAAGGACUUCGAGGUCCUCACCGUAGACCUGCUGCCGGCAUCACGCAACAUGCUUUCGCGCAUCAGAAACGCUUUGCGGAUAGAUCAAACAUUGUGCCGAGUAAUGGAGUACUGCGAAACACAAUGGCCUCCUGCCAACACCCUCCCAGCCGAUCUGUGUAAGUACGCCAGCCUCUCCGAGGAGCUCUCCGUCGUCAGAGGUCUGCUCCUACGCGGGUGUCGUCUGGUCGUGCCCCCAGUUCUUCGCAAUGAAAUCCUGGAAAGGUUGCACACAGGACACCAGGGGAUUACGAGGUGCCGAGCGAGAGCUCGGGAGUCAGCGUGGUGGCCAGGAAUCAGUCUGGAAUUACAGGACUACAUACGCGGAUGCCCGACCUGCAAGGAGCAUCGAAUCCCGGGGGUGGAACCACUAAUGCAGUCGACGCUACCGCAACGACCGUGUGAGACGAUCGGCAUUGACUUGUUCUACGCCAAUGGACGAAGCUACUUGGUAGUCGUCGACUAUUUUUCGAAGUUUUUUGAGCUGAGCAGACUCAAGACCACAACGAGCGCAAACGUAAUUGCGAAGAUUCGGCCUAUGUUGGCACGGUUUGGCCUGCCUGACGUUGUUCGGUCGGACAACGGCCCUGAAUUCGCAUCAGGAGAAUUUCAGCGGUUUCUGUCGACGCAAGGAAUCAAGCACGUCACGUCGAGCCCACAUUUUCCGCAAAGCAAUGGACAGGCCGAACGCACGGUCCAGACGGCGAAGGCCCUUUUGAAAAAGGAACCGGACGUCAACAGCGCCCUCCUAGCACACCGGACGACACCCAGAAGCUGUGGGUACGCGCCGGCCGAACUCCUGAUGGGAAGACGACUCCAAUCGAACGUCCCUGUGAACCCGAAAUCCCUCAUCCCUUCGUGGCCAUAUCUCCACACAUACCGAAAACGGUAUCGGAAACAACAGGUCGCAAGGGCAACUGUGUAUAACUCGCGACACCGGGUGGCGGAGCGUCCAGAGCUGCGGAGCGGUACAAGGGUCCGCAUCCUGGCGGGCGCCGGAGCACAUGGGACAUGGGAGCAUGAUUCUUUGACAAGCAGGAACCCUGAGGUCGUAUGUUGUGGGAACGGAGGGUGGCCCCACAAGGCGAACCACGAGACACCUACAGGAGUCGUUUUCAACCACAGCCGGACAGAAACAGCCGACAACAGUCGGCAAACCUCCAACAGCGCCAACACAUCAGGACCAAGGCGUGGUCAAGACACGGGCUGGCCGAGUGGUUAA
Ornithodoros turicata is the source of this 2391-nucleotide messenger RNA. RefSeq lists its product as uncharacterized. The coding region runs from base 1 to 2391 and encodes 796 amino acids. Gene Ontology annotation, biological process: DNA integration. The record is from RefSeq and is a predicted model, not a curated record. Gene Ontology annotation, molecular function: nucleic acid binding. The transcript has 2 exons. Lineage: Eukaryota; Metazoa; Arthropoda; Arachnida; Ixodida; Argasidae.